Molecule: messenger RNA, 1634 nt
Organism: Durio zibethinus
Lineage: Eukaryota; Viridiplantae; Streptophyta; Magnoliopsida; Malvales; Malvaceae
Product: serine carboxypeptidase-like 48
Biological process (GO): proteolysis
Cellular component (GO): vacuole
Molecular function (GO): serine-type carboxypeptidase activity
Source: RefSeq, a predicted model, not a curated record
UUAUUAUCAUUUUUUUUUGUAUUCGGACUUUUGUUUCCAAGUGGGGUUUGCUCAAACUCUAUAUAAAACAAACAAGAGCUGAAUCUAUCUCCCAAAGAUAACACCACAAAAAUGGCCUCUCAAAAACUCCUUUUGCUUUUUCUGCUCUUUUCAGCAGUCUCGACUAAAGCAGUAUCCCUAAAGAAGAACCAAAUUCACUUGUCUCCCACUUCUAGCCUGGCAAAGCUACAGGCAGAAAAGCUCAUAAGAGGACUAAACUUGUUCCCAAAAGAUGUUGCUAAUACUGGUAUCGAUGUCCUAGCAGUUGGGAGUUCAAAGAUUGUGGAAAAGCAAUUCAGUUUCCCUGUGCUUGGUGCUCCUGGGCCUUCUGUUCAGGAGUUUGGUCACCAUGCUGGGUACUAUAAACUUCCACAUGCUAAUGCUGCUAGGAUGUUUUACUUUUUCUUCGAAUCACGUAACAGCCAAAAUGACCCAGUAGUGAUUUGGUUGACUGGAGGUCCAGGAUGCAGCAGUGAAUUGGCAUUGUUUUAUGAAAAUGGUCCUUUCCAUCUUGCUAAAAACUUGUCACUUUUAUGGAAUGACUAUGGCUGGGACAAGGCAUCAAACAUUCUGUUUGUUGAUCAGCCGACUGGAACUGGUUUCAGUUAUACUUCAGAUGACAACGACAUUCGUCAUGAUGAAAAUGGUGUCAGCAACGAUUUGUAUGACUUCUUGCAGGCAUUUUUCAAGCAGCAUCCUCAGUAUGUUAAUAAUGACUUUUACAUAACCGGAGAAUCGUAUGCUGGGCAUUAUAUUCCUGCUUUUGCCGUUCGAGUUCACCAGGGAAACAAAGCAAAAGAGGGAAUUCAUGUAAACCUGAAGGGUUUUGCCAUUGGUAAUGGGCUAACAGAUCCUGAAAUCCAGUAUCCAGCAUAUCCAGAUUACGCUCUGAACACAAGUUUAAUUACACAAUCCGAUUAUGUCAGUAUCAAGAAGAUGGUUCCAUCAUGUGUGAAGGCAAUCAAAAGCUGCGGUUCUGAUGACGGGGAUGCUUGCGUGGAUUCUUAUGAGAUAUGCAAUAAUGUAUUCAAUCAGAUCAUGAGCAUCGCUGGCAAUGUAAAUUACUAUGACAUUAGAAAGCAAUGCGAAGGAAGUUUGUGCUACGAUUUCUCAGACGUGGAGACAUUCCUGAAUCUGAAAUCAGUUAGGGAUGCACUAGGGGUUGGAGACAUCGACUUUGUGUCAUGCAGCACCAUAGUAUAUGAAGCUAUGAUCGUGGACUGGAUGAGGAAUUUUGAAGUAGGAAUUCCUGCUCUUCUUGAGGAUGGCAUCAAGGUGCUUAUAUAUGCUGGAGAGUACGAUCUUAUAUGCAACUGGCUUGGAAAUUCAAACUGGGUUCACGCUAUGACAUGGUCCGGACAGAAAGAGUUUGGUGCAGCUCCCACCAUUCCAUUUGUAGUUGAUGGUGUAGAAGCGGGAAAACUGAAAAGCCAUGGUCCUCUCACUUUCCUCAAGGUCCAUGAUGCUGGUCACAUGGUUCCAAUGGAUCAACCAAAAGCUUCAUUACAGAUGCUGCAGAACUGGAUGCAGGGGAAGCUAGCCACGUCUGACAAAGCUGAGAAUGUCGCUCCCAAAUAGUGAUCUACUUUUAAUCA